ACACUCGUGGCCCAAAGUCUGUUCCGACAGGCGGGCGAUCGGGUGCCUUUCCGGGGGACUGACGUCGCCCCUGUCGGCCCUCUCCAGGCUGCUAGCCUCAGGCUCUGCGACACCGCGGCGCAGAGUGGUGGCACUAGGCGGGAACGGGGGUGGCCUCUGCUCCAGGGCCAGCCGCUCCGCGAGCCUGUAAGCAGGACCCGGCACGCCGGGCUGCAGGUGCGGGAGUGGGCGCGGGGCUCAGCCAGCAUCACAGGCGUCUGCCCUCUGCCCCCGCACAGAUGUGUCCCGGCGUGAGCGAGGCCCCGGCGCUCUACGGCCGUGGCUUCCUGACCAUGGAGCAGAUCGCCACGCCGCCACCGCCGGCCGUCAUGGACUACAUCUUCCUGCUCCUGUGUCUGUGUGGCCUGGUGGGCAACGGGCUGGUCCUGUGGCUUUUCGGCUUCUCCAUCAAGAGGAGCCCCUUCUCCGUCUACUUCCUGCACCUGGCCGGCGCUGACGCCGGCUACCUCUGCAGCAAGGCCGUGCUCUCCGUCCUGAACACGGGCGGCUUCCUGGGCACGUUCGCCGCCUACGUCCGCGCCGUGUGCAGGGUCGCGGGGCUCUGCAUGUUUGUCGCCGGCGUGAGCCUCCUGCCGGCCAUCAGCUCGGAGCGCUGCCUGUCGGUCGUCUUCCCCGCCUGGUUCUGGCGCCGUCGGCCCAAGCGCCUGUCGGCCGUGGCGUGCGCCCUGCUCUGGGCCCUGUCGCUCCUGGUCACCACCGUCCACAACUACUUCUGCGUGUUCCUGGGCCACCGAGCGUCCGGCGUGGCCUGCAGGCACAUGGACGCCUUCCUGGGCAUCCUGCUUUUCCUGGUCUUCUGCCCGCUCAUGGUGCUGCCCUGCCUGGUGCUCAUCCUGCACGCGGAGUGCAGGGCCCGGAGGCGCCAGCGCUCCGCGAAGCUCAGCCACGUCGUCCUGGCCACGGUCUCGGUGUUCCUCGUGUCCUCCAUCUACCUGGGGGUCGACUGGUUCCUCUUUUGGGUCUUCCAGAUCCCGGCCCCCUUCCCCGAGUAUGUCACCGACCUGUGCAUCUGCAUCAACAGCAGUGCCAAGCCGGUCGUGUACUUCCUGGCCGGGAGGGACAAGUCACAGCGGCUGUGGGAGCCUCUCAGGGUGGUCUUCCAGCGGGCCCUGCGAGACGGCGCCGAGCUGGGGGAGGCCGGGGGCGGCACGCCCAACACGGUCACCAUGGAGAUGCAGUGCCCCUCUGGGAACGCCUCCUGAGAGGCCAGCGCCCGGGGGGAGGCAGGGGCCGCGGCCUCCAGAGACCUUCUGCCGCAGGACGGGAGCUCGGCCACCGCCCCGGGGCCCAAGUGCAAGGAGAAAAGUCGCUUCCUGCCCUCGCGCCUCCUUCCCCGCGGGCUGGAGGCACUAGGGGCCACCGGGAGACUGAGGAGCCACCUGCAAACGGGCCCCGACAGAUCCCCCCCCAAGACAUUGUCCUCGGCGCCCAGAGGCCUACUGUAUGGAAGUCACCCCGGGCUGGCCAAGGGGAGGCGGGGGGUCACCCAGGCCCGUCCGCCUCCUGCCCCUUCGAAUCUGCCCUCCUUGAAAAUGACACAGCCAGCGCGGUCGCGCCCGGGGUCAGCAGCUGCGCCCCCGCUAGGGCACCUGUUCUCUCCAUUCCAUCCAGUCCAAGCAAUGUCGGGGAGCCGACCUGAGCGCAAUGGUGCUACCUGGGAGAAGGUUCUGGUUAACCUGCCUUGGAGUUCGGUCUAUCUGCACACUACGCCCCAGCCCCCGUCCAGGAAUCCUUUGGGGACUUCAAUGGGGGCGGAGGGGGGGUGGUUUCUGGUCAUGGCAAGCAGCCUGCCGGGACAGAGCUCGGGCCAGCGUGGGCAGAUCGCUCCCUUCUCGGACUCCUUGCGGCCAGCCCCUGGACCCCCUCCGGAGUGCAGGCUGCCAUGUGCCUGGUCCUCGGGGCUCGGCAGACGGGCCAGCAGCCUCUGGGCUCCAGCCCCCGCCUGGGAGCAGGCGCUGGCUCGACCCGGCCACCCCAGCCCACCUCCAAGCACAGUGGCCCUGUGCAGCCCCUGCAAGUUUUAUGGAAGCCAAUAAAUGUAUAUCAAUAAACAUUUUAUAUCGUGCACUGAGCAAGGCUCCCUGCCCUCG
Panthera uncia (snow leopard) is the source of this 2150-nucleotide messenger RNA. RefSeq names its product mas-related G-protein coupled receptor member F. The record is from RefSeq and is a predicted model, not a curated record. Lineage: Eukaryota; Metazoa; Chordata; Mammalia; Carnivora; Felidae. Gene Ontology annotation, biological process: G protein-coupled receptor signaling pathway. The transcript has a single exon. Gene Ontology annotation, cellular component: membrane. Gene Ontology annotation, molecular function: G protein-coupled receptor activity. Bases 279 to 1262 code for a protein of 327 amino acids.